GCGGGCGCCCAGGGAAUGGCCACAUUCGUGGCCGACUGGGAGGUGGGCGCACUUGGCGUGGCGGGCGACCAGGUAGCGGCCAUAUCCGUGGCCGACGAGGAGGCAGGCGCGUCGUCAUCGUGGCAGGCGUGGCUUGGCGUGGUGAGUCAGGCGGCGAAGCUCGGCGUGGCGCGUCAGGCGGCGAAGCUCGGCGUGGCGCGUCAGGCGGCGAAGCUCGGCGUGGGUCUUGGUAUAGGUCUUGGUCUUGGCGUGGGUCUUGGUCUUGGCAUGGCGGGUCUUGGUCUUGGCAUGGCGGGUCUUGGUCUUGGCAUGGCGGGUCUUGGUCUUGGUCUAGGUCUUGGCAUGGCGGGUCUUGGUCUUGGUCUAGGUCUUGGCAUGGUGGGUCUUGGUCUUGGUCUUGGCAUGGCGGGUCUUGGUCUUGGUCUUGGCAUGGCGGGUCUUGGCGUCGUGAAGCUGCGACUGGCGGCACUUGGCGUCGAGGGGCUGUUUUCGCUCUACAUAAGCUGA
This is a messenger RNA of Nerophis lumbriciformis (worm pipefish), 507 nucleotides long. The record is from RefSeq and is a predicted model, not a curated record. Lineage: Eukaryota; Metazoa; Chordata; Actinopteri; Syngnathiformes; Syngnathidae.